This is a messenger RNA of Diabrotica balteata, 422 nucleotides long. NCBI's taxonomy places the organism in Eukaryota, Metazoa, Arthropoda, Insecta, Coleoptera, Chrysomelidae. The record is from the annotation of a GenBank genome assembly.
UCUUAAACAUGAAGACUACAUUGGUUUUGGCACUAUUGAGCUUCGUUGCUCUUACUGUUUACGCCCAAGGGCCUGAACCUGAACCUACUCGCGAACCUGAGCCAGAGCCUGACAAUGAAUUUGAAUGCGACGCCUGUAUAACAUUCGCAACUGUUAUCAAGGAUUACGUCGAAGAGAAAAUUCCUGUGGACGAAAUUGAAAGAGACGCAGACAGAUUAUGUGCUGUUUUAUCAGGUGAAUUGAGAGACUUCUGCGAACAUGAAAUGAUUCCAAAAGUUGACAAAAUUUUCGAAGAGCUGAUCGAACAUUCACCUGAUGAUGUGUGCGAACAUUUACAUUAUUGUGGGAAAUAAAUACUUGUUAGUAUGUACAUAUCUUUAAAAAAUGCAAAAUAAAAUUAUAAAUAGUAAUCUUGUUUUUUU